AUGGCACCUGUUUUAGAAAAGCCACUAUUCCCCCAGGCGCUAAGUUCCUCGUUUGCAUCCAGAACACGGAAUGGGGAGACUGGAAUUUUCAUAAGUGCUGCAGCUCCCAGGUCUACCAAGCGAAACACUGCGGUCGUUAAUUAUGCUGAGUUUGAGCGAGACUUUGAAGAAGACGAUAAGGAUGAAGACUUUUACGAUGAUCUUGUCGAUAUUUCAUUGAUGGCAAACAGGAGUAAUAACUCCAACUCUCAUAUCAACGUGAGUUCCAAUUUUCAAGGUAAGGAGGCGGUGCCCACGGUUGGAACUACGUUUUCAGACCAGCAAAUCCUGUAUAACUCUUCACUACCCGAGCUGGUGAUACCCAUCAAGAUCAACAUUGAGUACAAUGGAAACAAGAUUCAAGAUUGUUUUCUAUGGAAUAUCAACGAAACUUUGAUCACUCCUGAAUCAUUUGCAGCCAUAUUCUGUAAUGACAUGGAAUUACCAAACUCGUGUAUUCAGCAGAUAGAGACUCAAAUCAACAACCAAAUUGAAGAAUUUUCUCCGUUUGUGACAUUACAAUUCCCUAAAGAUGGUGUCGACAGUAAACACUGCGUGAUACAGGUAUCCGUCAAUAUUGGAAAACAGCUGUAUGAAGAUCAAAUAGAAUGGGAUCUAAACAAUGAUUCAUACACUCCUGAACAGUUUGCCCAUGAUGUUGUUAGUGACAUGGGAUUAGCGCCAGAGUUUAAGCCUGCCAUCUCCGUAGCUAUCCAUGAGCAGCUUCUCAAACUAAAGAAAGAGUAUGUUGAGAACCCCCAAUUGAACAUAUUCCAGCAACAUAACCUUCCCAGAUACAACCAGUGCUAUCAAAAGCAACCAAAUAUAUAUGAUGUUUCUUCUGAUUACCAAGGAUUACGUUAUGAUAAGGAUGCUGGAGAAAAAUGGACUCCACGGGUGGAGUUCUUAUCUCAAUGGGAGAUCGAGAAGAGGGAGAUUGAACGUGAGAGAAAUAUCAGAAGAAUGAAAAGGGAAAGUAUGAGACAUGGAGAGGAUAGAAACAAGAGAAGGGCCACCCGUCGUAAGUAUGACGAUGACGGCUUGAGAUUGUGA
Molecule: messenger RNA, 1092 nt
Organism: Komagataella phaffii GS115
Lineage: Eukaryota; Fungi; Ascomycota; Pichiomycetes; Pichiales; Pichiaceae
Product: Component of the RSC chromatin remodeling complex
Exons: 1
Coding region: 1-1092 (363 amino acids)
Biological process (GO): chromatin remodeling; regulation of transcription by RNA polymerase II
Cellular component (GO): RSC-type complex; nucleus; nuclear chromosome
Molecular function (GO): transcription coregulator activity
Source: RefSeq, a predicted model, not a curated record